CUCGGACAGUAUAAAUUCACCUCUGUGUAAAUGAUCAGUCCCUUUCUCAAGUAAAGCUGCCGUGCUCUCGAGUCUAGGCUACAAAGUAGCUUCGACUUAUUUUCACAUCAUGGCAGACCAGGCCUUUGUGACAUUGGCUACCAAUGACAACUAUGCCAGGGGAGCCAUGGUGUUGGGCAAGUCCCUGCACAACCACAAGACAGCCAAGAAAUUGGUGGCACUCAUCGGUCCUCAAGUGUCAGGGCCCUGCCAGGCAGUGCUGAAAAUGAUCUUUGAUGAGGUGAGGCUGGUGAAUGUGUUGGAUAGUGGUGACACUGCCCAUCUGGCUAUGAUAAAAAGACCAGACCUGGGCAUCACCUUUACCAAGCUCCACUGCUGGGCACUCACACACUACUCCAAAUGUGUUUUCAUGGAUGCAGAUACACUGGUGGUCUCAAACAUAGAUGAGCUGUUUGACAGAGAGGAGCUGUCAGCUGCUCCAGAUCCCGGUUGGCCAGACUGUUUCAACUCUGGUGUGUUUGUGUUCUGUCCAUCUCUUGAGACCUACGGCAAACUUCUUCAGUAUUGCACAGAGCAUGGCAGCUUUGACGGAGGGGACCAAGGGGUAUUGAAUGGCUACUUCAACACUUGGGCAACAGCAGACAUAUCAAAGCACCUCCCCUUCAUCUACAAUCUCAGCAGCAUAGCCAUCUACACGUACCUUCCAGCAUUCAAGCAAUACGGUAGCAACGCCAAGGUAGUCCAUUUCCUAGGCCAGACCAAGCCAUGGAGCUACACGUUUGACCCCAAAGAAAGGAAGAUCCAGGGGAACAUGCAGGAAGCCUCCUCACACCCCACCUUCCUACUGGAAUGGUGGACCCUCUACUCCAGCACCGUGGUGCCCAUGCUCCACGAGCAAUAUGGUGAUCAGCCCUUCAACUCUGGAUGUGUGGAGAUGAAAACGGACUAUGCAGCCCAAGAAGCCUUGUCCUCAGAAGAACGCAAGAAGAAAUGGGAGCAGGGUCAGGCAGAUUACAUGGGAAUGGACUCUUUUGAGAAUAUCCAGAAAAAGCUAGAUGCUUUUCUCAAAUAAAUUUGUAAUGGAAAGGAUUAUGAGAGCACAUGCAGUUUAAUAGAUUGAUUCCAUAAUUGGCUGAAAUCCAGUUCUAAAUUUCUUCUUUACUUCAGCUGCAUACCACGUCCACCCCAUACUUGACCCCUGUCACCUUCAAAGACAACUUAACACUGUUACAAUGGAAAAUUAAUUUGAUAACAAUCAGUGCAGGCCCCCAAUGCAGUUUUUUGUGUUGUAAUUUUGUUCUAAUAUACUAUCUACACUGUGAAGUUACUAUUCAUCAACAAACAUACAGUACUGUAUACCGGUGUACAGAUCUUUUUUAUUUGGGAUGAUUUUCUCACACAAUGUGAUAUGAAAUCAAUCCUAUCCAAGAAAAAUAAAGGGAGUCUACAACAUGAUGUCAGAAAGUUUGCCAAAUUACCUAAUAGGUUUUUGUUGCACUUCAAUUAACCCUUUCUGUAGGAACAUGGAUGGCAACACAUCCUCAUGUUUUCUAUACUUCUAAGAAGCAUUUAUUGCAUUGUCUUGCCGUCUUAUGUGAGUGAAUUUCACAACAUAGCCAGAGACUAAAUGUAAAUUCACAUCAAUUUAUUUUUAUUUUUUACCCUUCAGUCAGUCAAAUCUAUGAAGUAGCAUCUUUAUUAAAUCUCUGAAAUUUACAAUUCUUUUGUAAUGUGUGCUUUACCUACUGCCUUAGUUUUUAUACUGUUUAAAAAACCUUUGCCAAGGCUGAGAGAUUCACCUUUUUUAUUUUAACUCUGUGUAGGUUUUCAGUUGGCCUUUGGUCUGACAGCUGGACCCUGAAUGCCUGUUACACUCCAGCCUCUGGUGACAGCUCUCUCUGCACCUCCUCAUGGCAUUGCACCUCCUGGCUUGUCUCUUAGCUUGCUACUGUUUUACUUGAUCCAAAUGUUGUCUGUACCACAGCCCCUUUAUCUGAAAAAUAAAGAAUAGUCGGACCAGAA
This is a messenger RNA of Hypomesus transpacificus, 2022 nucleotides long. It is a transcript of the gene gyg1b, whose product is annotated as glycogenin 1b. NCBI's taxonomy places the organism in Eukaryota, Metazoa, Chordata, Actinopteri, Osmeriformes, Osmeridae. Bases 110 to 1072 code for a protein of 320 amino acids. The record is from RefSeq and is a predicted model, not a curated record. Gene Ontology annotation, cellular component: cytoplasm. The transcript is spliced from 7 exons. Gene Ontology annotation, molecular function: glycosyltransferase activity.